Messenger RNA from Sorex araneus (European shrew), 4485 nucleotides. Its product is annotated as probable ATP-dependent RNA helicase DDX60. The transcript is spliced from 31 exons. Lineage: Eukaryota; Metazoa; Chordata; Mammalia; Eulipotyphla; Soricidae. Gene Ontology annotation, molecular function: nucleic acid binding; ATP binding. Gene Ontology annotation, cellular component: cytoplasm. The coding region runs from base 1 to 4485 and encodes 1494 amino acids. The record is from RefSeq and is a predicted model, not a curated record.
AUGGCUUCUGCACUGCCUAUGUCGAAUGAAAAUUUGAGAUUUAAUGAUGCAGACAGUGAAAGUCAGAGUGAUAGUGAAGCUGAUAUUGAUGACAGUAACACUACAGGAAGUGUAUCAUCAUUUGAUCAAUCAGAAGAAGAAGAAGAUCUAAACACAGAGGCCAUAAGAGAAGAGUCAUCUUCUGGGACAUCACCAGGUGAGUUUGAAAUCAGUGAAGAGAAGCCUUCAAAUGUUGAAGUUACAGAUGCUGGAAGUUGUGAUUUAGAAAAUUCAGGAUCAAAUUUAUUGGUAAAUAAAAUUAUUCUGAAGAAGCUCUCAGAACUUAUUUGGAAUACUCUAUCAAAAUCUUCCAAUAGAAGCUUACUUAAAGACUUUGUUGAGUCUGAGUAUUUUUUGAUUGAUGGAGAUUCAUUGUUCAUCACUUGUUUUAAGAAUAUGACUCUGAAAGAAGGACAAACUCUCCACUUCUUCUACAUUGUUGAACAAUUUCUGCAUGAUUUCAUUCAGAAGGAAGCUAACUUUAUAAUUGUUUUCUUUAAGGAUGCAGAAAAUUUAUAUUUUGAUUUUCCUGAACUUCUGGUCCUUCGCACCACACUGAUACAACAUUUAGAAUGCAAUACUGAUGUUACUGUUCACACAAAAUUUUCCAAUUGUUUGACACAAGAAUGGGAACAAUUUCUUAUAGAUUUUCAUCCAUAUUUCUUAGUUGUGUCAGACACGGGAAUAACGUCAGACCAAACAGACUUUUUAAACAUUUUUAUUCUUCAUGCUCUUCAGAAGAAAAUCGAUAUUGUACUGCCUUUCGGAAUGGAAUCAGAUGUCCUUAGAAUUUAUGGAUUUUAUGCCUCAAGUAAAUAUUCCCACACAGUAUUUUUUGAAAAGUUGAAGCACUGUGCAUUUUUCAUACUAAAACAAAUAAAAAAUAGCAAUAAUUGGAAUAUUAAUUUUGCUGGUCUGCCUGAUCUAACUGAUGAUAUUUUAUGGAAAAAUAUUGCUUAUUAUUAUGAAAUUGAACAUGAAAGAGGUACAAAUUUGGAAUUAGGUGACACUUUGACACAAGAAUAUGAGAAGUUGUGGAACACAGUUUUAACACUGUCUCAAGAUGGUGGUUUUGGAGGAUACAUUCCCAUAAGGACAACAGCCAGACCCUUUCUUGUAGAGAACAAGAAAUCAUCUGAAGAUAACUUCAAGGGUACCAAACAAAGACUGGAAGCAGAGGAAUUACGUAACUUUUAUAACACUUUUGGAAAACCUUUGAUAGGAAGUAAUGGAUCAGUUCAGAGUAGGACAAAUGCAAAAAAAUCUAUUGAAGAAAGUCAAGAGAGGCAGUUAUCCAAAACAGAAAAAACAGACAAAAAGAGAUGGAAAAACUUGUCCAUACGUAUUACAAAGAAAAUUUCAAAAAAUCCUAAUAUUGGCAUAAAAGAAUUAGAAGAUUUUCUCAAAACAUGCUCUCAUGAAUCUGUAAAAUUUGUUGCAGAAAUGGUAGGGUUGGAUGCCUGUUUCAAAUUCUGGAUGGAGUACUGUUCAAAACAAGGAGCAGAGUCCAAAGAUAUAAGCAUAGUAAUUAAUAUAAUGAAAAGAAUUCAUAUAAUACAUGAAAAAUAUUCGGACCGAUUACAAAAUACUCAUCGACAAAAAAUAGCCAAAUAUCUAAAAUAUAUUGGAUUUGACAACCUAGCACAUUCAUUAUGUCCUCAGCAGGACAUUUCUAAAUAUUCCAUUCACAUGGGAGCAGCACGGUUUCAGUUAACACACAUGGGCCCUUAUUUAUCUCGAGAAGAAAGAAAGGACCCAGAUCCCAGGGUACAGCAUUUCAUACCAGACACAUGGCAGCGCGAACUUCUUGAUGCUGUAGAUAAUAAUGAAUCUGCUGUGAUUGUUGCUCCGACCUCAUCAGGGAAAACCUAUGCUUCUUACUACUGCAUGGAGAAGGUCCUGAGAGAGGACGAUGAAGGGGUAGUUGUGUAUGUGGCUCCAACAAAGGCUCUUGUAAACCAAGUGGUAGGAACUGUCUGCAGCUCAUUUACCAAGGCAUUGCCUGAAGGACGAGCGGUGUAUGGGGUUUUUACAAGAGAUUAUCGCCAUGAUGUCUUGAAUUGCCAGAUAUUGGUGACAGUGCCUCAGUGUUUGGAAAUACUCUUGCUCUCUCCUCAUAAUCAAAAGUGGACGAAAAGGAUCAGAUAUGUCAUAUUUGAUGAGGUUCACUGCCUUGGAGGAGAAAUUGGAGCAGAAGUUUGGGAGCAUCUUCUUGUUAUGAUUCGGUGUCCCUUUCUGGCACUUUCUGCUACUAUCAGUAAUCCUGAACAUCUCACAGAAUGGCUGGCAUUAACUAAGAGAUAUUGGCAACAUAUUGAGUUCACAAUGGAAAAUUCUGGUUCAUCACAAAACGCCUUGAAAGAAUCAAAGAAACAAGGAAAAAGAAUCGAGAAGUCGUCAUACAGAGUUAGAUUAGUGUGGCACAAAGAAAGAUACAGCGAUCUAGAAAAGUAUGUGUGCUCCCUCAAGGAUAAUGACUUUGUCAUUGAAUACUAUCACCCAUGCGCUGCACUUACAGUCAAUCAUAUAAGGAAAUAUGGAAUUCCUUUAGACCUUGAAUUUUCUCCUCGAGAAAGUAUUAUGCUUUUUGAUGCUAUGGUACAUGUUUGGCCAGAAUGUCCAGGAAUGCAGAAAUUCGAACCUGAAGAAUUUAGCUUCUUCAAAAAUAAAUUAUUCAUCACGAGGGCAGAUGCCAAGAAAUACGAAAAGGAACUGAAAAAGGAAAUCACUCAGUGGAUUAAGUUGGACCCAAGCAAGGUGAGUGAGGUGCUGAAUUUCUUUAAACCUAAAAUACUUGACAGUCCAGAAAGUGAAAAUCAAGAAAUGUUUCCGAAUUUUGUGGAAAAACUUAAUAAAAUGAACAAACUGCCUGCAAUAUUUUUUGCUACUAGAAGUCAAAGACCAAUUGCAAAUAUUGAGGCUGAAAUAAAGUUACUAGAGAGAACCCUUCAAAAGCACACUGUAGAUUGUACUUAUGCUGAUCAUACAAUUGUGGAUAAUGAGACUUUAAACAAGAUAUUAUACAGACUGAAAACAACUAGACAAGGCUAUAAAUUGGAAGGACUAUUAAAACGAGGCAUUGGAUUUCAUCAUGGGCCAAUGGAAUACAAAAAACGACAAGUGGUCGAAACACUCUUCAGGCUGAGGCAUGUCCAGGUGGUAACAGCUACCUCAAGCCUUGCAUUGGGAAUUAAUAUGCCAUGUAAAUCUGUUGUUUUUACAGAAGAUUCUGUUUAUCUGGAUGCUUUGAACUUUAGACAGAUGUCUGGACGUGCAGGGAGACGCGGAGAAGACCUUACAGGAAAUGUGUUCUUCUAUGGUAUUCCAUUACCUAAGAUUGAAAGACUCUUAAAAUCUAACAUGCCCAAACUGAAGGGUCAAUUUCCUCUAAAAUUAUCAUUGGUUCUCAGACUUAUGCUGCUUGUGGCCAAAGCAGAGGACACAGAGGAUGCCAAAGCAAAGGCAUUAUCAGUCCUCCAACAUUCAUUGAUAUCCUUCAAGCAACCAAAGAUCAUUUGCAUGAUAAAAUUUUAUUUUAUAUAUUCCUUGCAAUUAUUGAUCACAGAGGGAUACCUGAAUCAAGAAUGUAUUCCCAUUGGAUAUUCUGGAUUGGUGUCUCAUUUACAUUAUCAUGAACCUGCAAACUUUGUUUUUGUAAGUUUCCUGAGGAAAGGUUUAUUUCACAAGUUGUGUACUCCACACACACGAAAGGGUUAUAAGACUUUUUCUAACGAUGUGAUGAAGACCCUAGUGAUUGUGCUAGCACAUCUUUUUGGAAGAAAAUAUUUUCCUCCAAGUGUGAAUGAACGUGGAAAGAAGACUCCUGAUCCACUGGUAAUACUAGAUGAUCUUCCACAGGAUUUUGCUGCAGUACUACAGGAAUAUAAUAACAAAAUUAAAAAUAAUUUUGUUUCCUUCUUCCUAACAAGUUCAAAAUUGGCUGACAUGAGGAAAGAAUGUCAGUUACCUCUCUCAGAAAUUGAAUUUUCAGGUAAGGAAUGUGAAGACUCAAAACUGGUCUCUCAUUUGAUGCCUGGAACUGAGAGCAGAACUGCUAUUUCUCCAUUUGCUUGCUUGUCCAAUAUAACAGAUCAAGAUUUAAAUGAUACCAACGUGAUACGUGAUGCUAUGUUACGAACAAUUAAUGUGAGUAUUAGUAAUGCUCCAUUUCUUCACUUGGAUAAAUAUGAUAAGACUGGAAGGAAGUAUCCACUAAAAGCUUAUAUUUUGAACUUCUACGUGAAUGAAUCUCUCUCAGCACUGACUUCAGAUACUUGGUUAAAUGAGGGAGAUGCUUUUAAUUUAAUCAGAGACUUCGUACUUGUUCUUCAGUCCAUCAGGUAUUCACUACGUGAAUUAUGCGAUGACAAAGAUGACAAUGUUGUACUGGCAUUUCAACAACUGAGUGAAGCAUUCAAAAAAAAAUUUUGGAAAAGAGAAUACUGA